Messenger RNA from Lucilia sericata (common green bottle fly), 300 nucleotides. RefSeq names its product elastin-like. Bases 1 to 300 code for a protein of 99 amino acids. The record is from RefSeq and is a predicted model, not a curated record. The transcript has a single exon. NCBI's taxonomy places the organism in Eukaryota, Metazoa, Arthropoda, Insecta, Diptera, Calliphoridae.
AUGAAAAUUAUAAUAAUCUUAGCAGUUUGGGUGGCUGUUGCAGCAGCACAAUUUGGUGGUUUCGGUUUUGGUCCACGUCCUAUUUUUGGUCCACGUCCAGGCAUUGGUGUGGGGCCUGGUUUUGGAGGUAUUGGUCCACGUCCAGCUAUUGGUGUUAUUCCUGGUUUUGGUGGUGUGCCCAAUUUUGGUGUUGGACCUGGUUUUGGUGGUGCCAAUAAUAAUAAUCAAGGUUCUAAUCCCAAUAGUGGAGCGGCCAUUACAUUUCCCGAUACUAAUUCUAAUACGGCAGCCCGAGGCUAA